GCACGCCUCCUGCACACUGGUUGGAUUUGUGGCCACGGUGUACCAGAAGACAUUGUCAGCGACCGCGACACUCGUUUCAUGUCGGCGUUUUGGACUGGUCUCAUGCAGGAGUCCGGCACAACAAUGAAACCAAGUUCGUCUCGACACCUUCAGACAGACGGGCAGACGGAGCGGGCACAUCAGACCGCUCAAAUGAUGCUUCGUACGCUGAUCCAUCCGGACCAGAAAGAUUGGGUUGACCGCCUCCCCGACAUCGAGUUUGCCUACAACACUUCGGUGCAUCCGGCAAUCGGCGUGACUCCAUUCGAGUUGCACCACGGUGGACGGAAAGGCCGGAUCUUCGCCGACCUUCUCCUCCCUCGACCAGCCGACAUUGACGCUGCCUGCUCUCCCUCUUCCGUCCGGAAGUACAGGAAAUUGCUGACUCAAGCCCGCGCAAAUAUGCAAAAGGCUCAAGUCCGCAUGCAGCAGCAAGCCAACAGGCGUCGCGUACCAUGUCCCAUCCGCGCCGGUGAUCUGGUUUGGGUCUCCGUGGAAGAGUUUGCACUAAAACAGGAUGUUUCACGCAAACUGCUUCCCAAGUGGUUUGGACCUUGGUCGGUGACAGCAGCCGCGGGCGAUGAGCCCGAUGACCCUUUAUUUGUGAUCAACAUUCCAGAGCAUCUGACGGUCCAUCCGGUCUUCCACGCCUCGAAGCUGGCAACUUACACGCCAGCCAAGAGCGACGACUUUCCGGACCGACRAUCGCAGGACCCUCCUUCUAUGGAUGGCCAUCAGGAAGUUGACCGCGUCAUCUCCGAUCGCAAGUACGGCAGCAAGCCGCGACAGUAUAAGGAUGCAGGCCCUGGGGUUGCUGUGACCGUUGUUGAAGUUGCCUCCGUCCUUGUACUGCGCUGCGCUGAUCUGCACCUUGAUGCAGGUGUUGAGGAAGUGGGAUGGGUUCUGAAUGCUGGGGAAAUGCCGAGACGCGAUGUGCCUUCCGUUGCCGUAAAUGUGGUGACCGCAUUUGUUCUGGUCCCAGUACCCCCCUGACAGCAGCGAGCAGUGUGCGGAGUUCACCGUCUGGACUGGCCUCGUGUCGGGCCUGCAUUCAGGAGAAGAAUCGAGUCAAAUCAAAACGGAGUUUUUCU
Molecule: messenger RNA, 1130 nt
Organism: Chara braunii
Lineage: Eukaryota; Viridiplantae; Streptophyta; Charophyceae; Charales; Characeae
Source: the annotation of a GenBank genome assembly